Messenger RNA from Mytilinidion resinicola, 960 nucleotides. RefSeq names its product NAD(P)-binding protein. Gene Ontology annotation, molecular function: oxidoreductase activity. The transcript is spliced from 3 exons. Bases 1 to 960 code for a protein of 319 amino acids. The record is from RefSeq and is a predicted model, not a curated record. Lineage: Eukaryota; Fungi; Ascomycota; Dothideomycetes; Mytilinidiales; Mytilinidiaceae.
AUGUCCAACAUCAAGAACGUCGUCAUCAUUGGUGCUUCUGGAAAUCUAGGUCCAACAGUGCUAAAUCAGUUCGUCAACUCGCCCUUUAAUGUCACCGUCUUCAGCCGGAAAGAAUCCAAUGCCGUCUUCCCAGAGUCGGUUAAAGUUAUCAAGACCGACUUCAGCAGCGAAUCGCUGUCCCAGAAUCUCGCAGGCCAAGACGCCGUCAUUUGCACCCUUGGCGGCGUCGAAGGUUUCCGAGACCAGGCUCGAAUCAUUGAUGCCGCUAUCGCAGCAGGUGUGAAACGUUUUAUACCUAGCGAAUUCGGAAGUGAUACCACCAGUCCCGAAGUUUUGAACAUCGUCCCGGCUUUCGGGCCAAAGGUGGAGACCAUUGACUAUCUGAAGAGUAAAGAAAGCGAAGCGUUUAGUUGGACGAGUGUAAUCCCUGGCCUAUUUUUCGACUGGGGCAGCAAGUUUGGCUCAAUAGGGUUUGACUUUCAGAAUCGCAAGGCAGCGAUCUGGGACGGCGGCGACGUCGCCUUUUCUGCUACCAACACUAGCACAGUCGGGCUUGCGCUCGUGAGAAGUCUUUCGGCUCCAAAUCUCGAAGCUACUAGGAACCGGCACGUCUUUCUGGCCUCUCACACUGUCACCCAAAACGAAAUGGUUACGGCGCUGGAGAAGCUCACCGGACAGUCUUGGGAAAUUUCAAAUGUGGACUCCGCACUUGUUAUCGAGGGAAAGAGCAAAGAGUUCCGUGAUGGUAACAGCAAGGCUGCUUUUCCGCUCAUUCAAUCUAGCAUCUUUGGCAAACCUGGAUUCUGUAAUUUCACUGGCAAGACCUGGAAUGAGAAACUGGGGCUGCCUAAAGAAGACUUUGAGGCCGAUCUAAAGGACAUCUUGGAAGGUAGAAAACCGGAACCAUUUGGUCGACAAGUUGGUCGUUAUCCUGAUUGGUCUGAUCCUGGCUCUAAAUAG